AUGUAUCACCGAAAAUCGCGCAUUCGAGACAGUCCGAGAAUAGGAACCUGUGAUUGUCUACCGCACCUUGAAGACUUUCAAAGAUCACUAGGAGUACAUGUUUUUUUAGUAGACAAUAUAGUCAUAAUGCUUCGCUCUAAGGCGGAAUGGAGUAUUACCGUUAACGGUUUCUUGUUUUCUACGAUCGUAUGGCUUAUGAGGUGGUUACCUGUAUUCUGUCAUACAUUUAAAUUGACGUCGAUACGAAAUGUAACUACAUACCUGGGAUACAAAAUGGCGGAAGAAAUGCUAGGUGUACGCCAGAACUCUUAUAACCGAUUCACCAAACGUUUUUUUCAUGCUAAGUUACGCUCACUUAAGAAUUACAGCAUAAGAUGGCCAUCAACUCGCGACGAAUGCCAGGAUAUUAUCGCUGGAUUUGCAAUACCCUCUCGAGGAAAUGGUUGUAUUCGUUUAAAGGAAUGUAUCAGGGCCAUUGGUGGAGAAUUAAUAGUGGCCCAAAAGCCCUCCGCCUUUGGCAAUACUUGCUUAGAUCUCCAGAAUUUUUGCUCAAGGAUCCAACUUCUUAUAUUGUUGGAGGUACGUGAUUCAGCAUAUCCGAUCAUCAGACAUUGCUUGACUUCUUACCGACGCACUCGUGACAUUACACUUGCUCAGACAAAGUAUAACACAGUUCAUUCGUCAACUAGAUUUCCGACUGAAAAUUACUUUGGGUUAUUCGUUGCCAAAUGGCGGUUUUUGUACAGAAAUUUGGAUGUUUUAGACUUGAAAGAAUUACCAAGAUGA
Messenger RNA from Mucor mucedo, 786 nucleotides. RefSeq lists its product as uncharacterized. Bases 1 to 786 code for a protein of 261 amino acids. The record is from RefSeq and is a predicted model, not a curated record. The transcript is spliced from 4 exons. NCBI's taxonomy places the organism in Eukaryota, Fungi, Mucoromycota, Mucoromycetes, Mucorales, Mucoraceae.